Messenger RNA from Salarias fasciatus (jewelled blenny), 3354 nucleotides. RefSeq lists its product as uncharacterized. The record is from RefSeq and is a predicted model, not a curated record. Bases 43 to 2199 code for a protein of 718 amino acids. NCBI's taxonomy places the organism in Eukaryota, Metazoa, Chordata, Actinopteri, Blenniiformes, Blenniidae. The transcript has 21 exons.
CUCUCAUAAAGGCUGGUGCAGUUGGAGUCAGAUGUGUUUUGCAUGGACAUUUUAACACAUUUAUCUGCAACAGAGAUGAGCCGCUUCUGCUCAGACAACAACAACUUUCCCUACGACAACAAUGUCCUGGUCCUGGACAUGGUGCUGGGGUCCCUGUGGGGCGUUCCUCAGCCCAUCAACUGGGACAACGUAGCCAAGCUGGUGCCGGGCUUCACUCCGAAGGAGUGCGCCCGUCGGUUCGAGGAGCUGAAGGGCUCCGGGGGGUUUCCUCACGUGGACAACCAAUGCAACGCCCUGACAGAAGAAGGCAGCUGCCGGUCGGACGGCCUGUCCACCCUGAUGGAAACUGGAGAGGCGGCGGAGAGGGGCGGCAGCCAGAGCAGCAGCAAAAACACAGCAGCCUCCAAGUCGAGCGCCGCAGGGAGGGGGGGCGCCGCCGAGAAGAAAGAGAAGCGAGUAUCGUCUGAGGAGGACGACAAACCCCAGAAGCCCCGGGACCCCAACAUGGUCAUCCACGUGUGCGACGAGACCAAGAACCUGAAGCAGGACUUCACGUGUCCCAGAGACCUCCUGGUCAAAGAGAUGCGCUACUUCGCCGAGUACUUGUCCGUGGACCCGCAGAGGUGGGAGGAGGUGGACAUAUCGGUGCACUGCGACGUGCAGAUCUUCGACUGGCUCAUGAAUUACGUGAGGAGGAACUCCGCCGGGGAGGGGAACAAGGACAAACCCCGGCUUGAGCCCAGCAAUGUGAUCUCAAUCCUGAUCUCCUCCGAGUUCCUGAAGAUGGACACGUUAGUGGACGAGUGCAUCCAGUACUGCCACAAGCACAUGAGCGCCAUCGUGGCCACGCCGUGCAACAUGAACUGCAUCAACAGCAACCUGGCCACGCGCAUCGCCGAGCUCUUCACUCACAACGAGGCCGACGACAUCCGGGACAAGAAAGACAAGUUCAAGAGUAAACUGUUCCAGAAGAAAAUCGAGCGUCUCUUCGAUCCAAACCACCGCAGCAGAGAUUCUCCGGGAAACGCCUCGACUCUGUACAGGUGUGGCCUGUGCCUCAAGCUGCUGACCAAAGACACGGAGAGGAAGAUUUCCUGUGUCCCGGGGAAAAUCAACAUCGACGCUCGUGGAGAGAUCGUCUACACUCACACAAGACAGAAGAGCUGGGACGUGCACGAGUACAUCACGAGUCUUCACGACGAGCUCAAGUCCUGGGUCCUGGUUUACUGGAGGAUCUGGGGAACCAUCAACCACCUGACCUGCUCCCGAUGUCAGCAGGUGUUUGUGUGUGCAGAGCUGACCCGCUGCCAGUACCACCCCGACAGCGUGCUGUACCCCGGCAUGGGCGCAGAGAGAGGCUGGCACGGCGCCGGAAUCUACCCCUGCUGCAACCAGAGGGUGCUCCGCUUCGACCCCACCGGCAUGCCCAAGGGCUGUAAGAUGCGGGACCACAUCGUGAGCGUCCCCGAUGAGGAGAACUGUGACGAGGAGACGUCGGCCCGAACCCGAAUCCUCAACGACCUGCUGCUGCACAGAGACGCCGUGUGUCUGUCCAACACGCCGCCUGCAGAGAGUGAGCAGAGCCCGUCCAGCUCAGAGAAGCUGCAGGACUGUGACGUCCUGCUGGAGCCGACCCUCCUCGGCCCGCUGAGGCCGGACGGCUGCACCUUCUCCUUCCUGAAGAACUGGAGUCUCCAGCUGAGGCAGCAGUCUCUCCUGUCAGAGGACGAGGAGUACACCACGGGGUCAGAGGUCACCGAGGACGAGGUGGGCGACGAAGAGGAGCAGUCCAAGAAACAAGCUGCGAAGAAAGCCAAGAAGUCCCACCGACCCCUGAAGAAACAGAUGUCCUCUCCCAACUUCCAGCGGAAGGAGAAAGUGGACAAAACUCAGACGAGGGACAGCACUCCCUUCACCGUCAGCAUCCAGAAGAGUAAGUGGGACAGCUCGCGGUCGCUACGCUACAAUCAGGACGCUCAGAGAGAGGAAGACCAGCGCCGCAUGGUGGAGAUCAUCGGCCACCUGACCAAGAUGAGGUUCGGAGAGCAGGAGCAGAGCCGGUCCAAAGACACCAAGGAGCCUGUAGGUGGAAUCUACUCCAGACUGGAAGCUCAGUUCAAGAGCUCGUCUCAAACCCGACAGACUGCAGAGAAAACACCCAGAUCUAAAGUCCGCUACGCUCAGAUCAGAACCACGUAGAGCUUGAGAUGUGAAGUGAAGAUCUUCGUUCUGCAGAGAGGAGGAACUCCGUCAGCAGCAUGCCUCUUGCUGCCCUCCUCCUCCUCCUCCUCCUCCUCCUCUUCCUCCUCCUCCUCCUCCUCUUCCUCCUCCUCCUCCUCCUCCUCCGCUCCACUCAGGUGACCAUGUCCGAUCACCGUCAGCUGCUUCCUCCGUCUCUCAGCUCGCCGUGGAGACUUCUGGGAGUUUCUCCUCAGGACGAUGUGAGAAGUCCAGCUCAUCUCUGCCGGGUGUGAAGAGGGUCGGACGACAGAUGGACAGAAAAACUCCAUGAUUUAUCACUAAAAGAACAAAACAAAAGAAGCCAGCUUGAAAUCCAAACAAAUGUGAAGUAAAUUAUUACUGAAAAACACAGAAACAUCCUGGAAACAGAAUAAAACUGAAGUAUGAGAAGAAAGAUUGCAUGAACGAAAGAAAGUGAAUAAAUUUAUGAGUAAAACUAUGAGAAAUUAAAGAAAAAAUAACCUUAAAACGUGAUUUAAAAAAAUCUACAUGUUUUAAAGUUAUAAUUUUGAGUUGAUUCAGUUGGCUUGAGGCAAAAAUAAGUCUGAGUUACAUUUAAAAUAAUAAUAAGGAUAAAAUACUGAAAUAUUACCUGGAAAUCUGGUUCAGGAGGUUAAUUAGAAAAAAACUGAGUGUGAAAAACUUAAAACUGAUUUUAUGAUUGUAAAAUCAACCUUUUGGAUUAAAGCUAGAAAACAAAAGUCUUUAAGAAGUAUUGUGAUAAAUUUCAACAUUGGAAUUGACAGUUUCAGUAGUAACAAAAGUAGAUUCGAAAAAUGAGUAAUAUUUCAAAGAAAACAUGAAGUCAUGUAUCAAUCAAUAAAUCCAAGCUUUAGACUCAAUUUGAGAUUAAAAAUUAAAUGUGACCUGAACGUAUUUCAUGAGAAACUGGAUCAAUAUGCAGUAUUUUAAAUGAGCAAACAGUAGAAGUCUCAGUAAGAUUCUCUCUCAGUACAAUGAGGGAAAAAUAAAAUGAAACAAGUGGAAAAAAUUAAAUAUUCAAAAUAUUUCAAAAAUGCCAAAAUUCCAGAUAAGAGCGAGAAAAUAGAAGAUCCAGUGUUUAAAAAGACUGAUGGACCUGAACGAGCUGCGUCACGACACAGAGAAUGAAAA